AUGAAUCGAUUUAAUGAAGCUUUACAAGAACUGCAACCCGAAUUGGCACUCAAAAAAACGAAAUACGAUCCAGCAGCCUGGGAUAAGAACUUUAUUGAAUUGAAAGAACUGCGGGAAAACUGCCAAACGUAUCGCAUUUAUGCUUUGAGAACUCUUGGUCAAGCUGCUGUAACGGCUGCGGAACGACUACGAAGUGCUGAUGGCACACGAUCAGACGUCGGAACCCAAUACGAACAAAAUGACAACAUUGAUGUAGGCAUAGAGCAAGUAGUCAACGUCGAUGAAGAUACGGUGUAUGAUGAUUUGGACGACGUUCAGAAAUUGAUGAAAUUUUUUAUCUGUUAUGUAAAUGGAGAGCUUAUGAACGAUGCACAAGGGACUUUUCUUCGAAAAAUGAUGGAACAAAGAGUUUCAAUUCAGGAUCGGUUGCUGGCGUCAGCAGCAGAAAGUUUGCUGAAUGAAGAUGGAUGGACGAACCAAAUGGAAAUCAACAUAAAGUUGUGUUUGUCAAGUAUUGUAAGCCUUAUCUCUCCAGAAUCAAUCGCAUUUACCAAAACGAUCUUGACAUCCUCGCAAAUGACAUCCUUGAUCGAACUCUCUGUGUCUGAAACAUUCGGCUUCUCUGAUGAAUGCAUAAGAGUAUUUGAUGAAUUAAUAUCAGAAAGAACAAUCUUCGAACCAGACAGCAUCAUUGAGAACAUCUACAAGCUUCAAGCAAAGUAUUGCUGGCACAAGAAUUCGGAUUUAUAUAGAAUGCUUUGUAUCCUUCAGCAAGUUAUCUCACAAUUCGAUGACUGGAGUGAACAGACUGACGAAUCAGAAAACACGGUAUUCAGAAGAUUUGCUGUUUUGCUUGACAUUUUGUUCAGAUACACCAAGAUAAAAAUGAGGGAUGGUGAAUGCGUGGCUCAAACAACAAAAGAUGAAAUCAUUGUGUUACAAACCAUCGCUGGAUUUGUCUCCUCGUCGAAUGAAGCACCAUAUGGUAGUAAAGUUGAUCUUAUAGCCACAGCAUGUUUUGAUGGAAAAUUACAUGACCUUAGUAGCAACGAGUGGAAAAAAGAUAAAGCUUACAAUUCGAUUGUUCUCAAACAACAGGCAAAAAACAUUCGAACCAAUGCUACAAUCUUGUCAAGACUCCUGCGGAUGGGCUGCUCCGAAUCGAUUAUUGCCAUAGAUUGGAAAGGUGAACACCAGUAUCAUACAAGACGAUCGUGUCACGUCGGCAAUUCUGGUGACGCCCAACUAGCCCACUCAAUUUUGGUAUCCAAUGGUACAGAGUUACAGCAAGGGCAAGCCGUUGCAGCUGAGGAUUUCCCGGAAAUGGUCUUUGAUCGCAUGGCACUUAUCAAGCAGACGCACUCGCAAGCUGGAUUAACUGGGGAACUCUGUGCUUUCUUAGAAGGUCAGUUAAUCGCCCGUUAUUUGUUGGGUCUACAAAAACAAGGCAUUUCGCUUACACAUAUGAACACGACACGAUCGGCGUUGGCAUCGGUUUAUAAGGUCAUGGACCCGAUGAAGGGUGAUAUUGCGUCAGACCGUUUGAUGCAAUCAUUUUCCCAAGCUGCCAGACGAAAAGAAGUGCGACUGCCAAACUCCGCAGAUGAAAUCUGGGAUGUGGAUGUUUUGUUGAAGCUGGUGCAGUCGUGGGGACCCUCAAGCAAGUUGUCACUGGUAAAACUGCAACAUAAAACACUGGUUCUUUUGGCGAUAGCAUCCAUGUGGCGUAUACGAUCUGAUCUUGGACAAUUACAAUGGCGAGAUGUCACAGUUUUUCGUGAUCACGAUAAUAAGUUGAAGGGAUUGACAUUACUCAUCCAUGAACCUAAAGAAAGCCAGGCAAAGGUGUCCAAUAUUCGACCGCUCUCUGACCAAGAUGUUUGUCCAGUGUAUACCACUGCUUUAUUCAUUGAGCGCACGACAGUACUCGCGAAGCCAUUGCCACCGGAUCAUCAUUAG
This is a messenger RNA of Zychaea mexicana, 1959 nucleotides long. RefSeq lists its product as uncharacterized. The transcript has 10 exons. The record is from RefSeq and is a predicted model, not a curated record. Bases 1 to 1959 code for a protein of 652 amino acids. NCBI's taxonomy places the organism in Eukaryota, Fungi, Mucoromycota, Mucoromycetes, Mucorales, Lichtheimiaceae.